Phragmites australis (common reed) is the source of this 2069-nucleotide messenger RNA. Its product is annotated as probable protein S-acyltransferase 7. Gene Ontology annotation, biological process: peptidyl-L-cysteine S-palmitoylation; protein targeting to membrane. Gene Ontology annotation, molecular function: protein-cysteine S-palmitoyltransferase activity. Bases 401 to 1675 code for a protein of 424 amino acids. The record is from RefSeq and is a predicted model, not a curated record. The transcript has 5 exons. Lineage: Eukaryota; Viridiplantae; Streptophyta; Magnoliopsida; Poales; Poaceae. Gene Ontology annotation, cellular component: Golgi apparatus; endoplasmic reticulum.
UCUUCACGUCAGAGCUCUCCCAAAAUUAUUCCACUCUUCAUCUCAGCGAGCGCUGCUUGGUUUCUUGGGAUCCCAAGGUGACAUCACCACCGAUCCUCUCACCACCUCGUGGUCACCUCCUUGCUCUCUCCUCCCGCCGCCGAACCUCCUCCCGCGAGGUGCGGAGUCACCGUCUCUCGCCGGCUCGUUUGAUCCAAGCCUGCUCACUUCUUGUGCUGGGAUCCGCGAGAAUCGCCUGCUCUGCGUGUUCUUGCAGGGGGAGUUGCUCAUUAGGGUUGGCGUUGGAAUCUUUGAGGCUUCUUUGGCUUGCGACGCUAAAGAUUUGGGGGUUGGUGAGUGCAAUGGGGGUGCUUGCGUGAACGGCGGAGCUUUUGGGAUUUUGUGCGGGUGGGUGGGUGGAAUGGAAGGGAGGAUGCAGGCGAAGGCACAGUUUUCAGAUUCCAACCGGCGGAUCAUGGAGGUUGACGCGCCGCCGCGGCGUGUGUACCAGACCUGGAAGGGCAGCAAUAUUUUUUUGCUUGGAGGGAGACUUAUUUUUGGGCCAGAUGUGAGGUCACUAGUGCUCACAGUAUGUUUAAUUGUAAUCCCUGUGAUCUUCUUUGCUGCUGCUGUUUGUCCACAGCUUGGUCAUGAGUACCACAGCCAAGUUGGAGGUUGGGUAGCAUCUGUAGCUAUCGUCUUUUCAGCAUACAUUCUUGCUAUUCUACUUCUCACAUCUGGCCGUGAUCCUGGAAUUGUUCCUCGAAAUGCUCAUCCCCCAGAGCCUGAAGACAUUGGUGAAUCCUCCAACUUAUCAGAUUGGCCAGGUGGUCAACAUGGUUCGACAAGUUUACCACUCACCAGGGAUGUUCUUGUUAAUGGUGUUUUAGUUAAAGUCAAAUAUUGCCAUACAUGUAUGUUGUAUCGUCCACCAAGGUGUUCCCACUGCUCAAUCUGCAACAACUGUGUUGAACGUUUUGAUCACCACUGUCCUUGGGUAGGCCAGUGCAUUGGUAAGCGGAAUUAUCGAUUCUUCUUUAUGUUCGUGUCUUCAACGACUAUGCUAUGUGUAUACGUGUUUGCAUUCUGCUGGGUCAACCUCAAGAAAAUAAUGGACGUGCAUGAAUGCAAACUUGGAAGAGCUUUUCUGAAGUCUCCUAUCUCCGGCCUUCUCAUCUUAUACACAUUUUUUGCUGUGUGGUUUGUGGGAGGGUUGACAUCAUUCCACCUCUACUUGAUUUCGAUAAAUCAGACUACUUAUGAGAACUUCCGGUACCACUACGAUCGGAAAACAAAUCCUUACAACCGUGGACUAGGACAGAAUUUCAUAGAGAUCUUAUUUUCAAGGGUUCCCAGCUCAAAAAAUAAUUUCAGAGCAAAAGUUAAGGAGGAUUCUGCAACCUUCACAUCAUCUCUCAGUAUGGGACACGUAAUAAGUCCAGCCAAGAUGAGUGUGGACCUUGAGAUGGGCAUGAAAAGGCAAGCUGUGGCUAGAGAGGAAUUGGAAGACUUACACAGCCAGAUCGGCAGUGCUAUGGGGCUGGAGAGAUGCGGCACCGAACCCCCACAUUUUGUUGCCCGAAAGGGCUGCUCUGAAAUUGCAUCUGACAUAGAGGCAUUCGCGGGAGAGUUUGGCAUGGAAAAUGGUUUCGGUGAGAGGAAAAAAAUUGAGCGACAUACAAACGAUGGUUCAUAGGAAGUUUCCUUGUCACAAGCCCCGUCUUCAGCCUUCAUUCAAUCCCUCAACUUAGGUAGCAAAAGCUGGGAAGAAGAAAGAAAGUAGGACAAAUGGUAGAACAGAACCAACAAGUGUUCGUUAUUUUGGCUGAAAUUUGCAGCCAGAACUUCAGUAAGAAGUAAUAGAUGUUGUUUGUAGAUCAAGUGACUAACAAAACAGACCUGACGAAUUCGAAUGGUUUCACUACCGUGAUUUUGUUUUGGACUUUUUUGUACCGCUAGUUUUAUGUACUCUUAGUCCAUAUGUUGUAUUGUAUGUGUGGGUGUGUCAGUUGCUACUGAUUUUGUUGAAGUUGUAACUUGUAACAUCAACCUGGCUAGUGCCAUUUUAUCGAUCAUUUUUUUUAUAUUCA